AUGAGUCGGCCACAGCUCGAUGGGACGGCGCUCGACCUGUUUGCGCGGCGGCCGACGCGAAGUUUCCGGACCAAUUUGAACUUCCUGGAUAGCGCGACGAAGACACGAGACGGAGAAGAAUGUGGAUACCGACCGCGACAAGUCGUUGAGCUGUGUGGGGCGAGCGACACGCCCACGAUGCGCGUGCUCGAGCACGUGGUGGUCUCUUUCCUCAUGAAAAGUUGCAAAGGUCCCGCCCAGACAGGAAACGAGCGCGUUGUCAUUUUUGACCACGAGUAUCAAGUGUCUACAGCGCGUAUCGAAGCACUCGUGUCUUGUCGAUUGGCGGCGAGCGAGCAAGACGAGGCGGUGAAGGAAGCGCUGAGUCGAGUGCAGAUCUGCCACUGUCGGGACUCGUUCCAGUGGCUCGCCACGCUCAAUUACCUGCAUUUUGAGCUUUUGGAAGUGACUCCAGCACCUUUGAUGCUAGUCGUCAACACUGUUGGGUCGUUUCAUGCGAUUGACAAGAUGACAGCCAAGAGCGUGGGGAGCGGACUGGCGUUAUCGGAUCAAGUAUUUGUGUACCUGAAACAGUUCAUCCAGCAUCAUUCACCUAUUGUUUUUGCGACAAAGGAGACUACGAGUGCGUACAUAUCGAUGGUUAGGAUGUGUCUAGUAGCGCUAACUGCUUCGUACUUGGCUAGAAAGUUUGCGCGAUUCUUGGGACCAUGCUGA
Hyaloperonospora brassicae is the source of this 714-nucleotide messenger RNA. NCBI's taxonomy places the organism in Eukaryota, Oomycota, Peronosporomycetes, Peronosporales, Peronosporaceae. The record is from the annotation of a GenBank genome assembly.